AGGUUGAUCAUGAUGUGCUAAUCACAAACUCAUAUGAGACUGCAAUGAGGACAGCACAAAACUUCCUCUCCGUUUUCCUCAAAAAGUGUGGUAGUAAGCAGGGUGAAGACGACUACAGGCCGCUCUUUGAGAACUUUGUUCAGGAUCUCCUUUCUACGGUUAACAAACCUGAUUGGCCGGCUGCAGAGCUACUGCUGAGCCUUCUGGGAAGGCUGCUGGUUCAUCAGUUCAGUAAUAAGCAGACGGAGAUGGCUCUGAGAGUGGCUUCUUUGGAUUAUCUGGGCACAGUGGCUGCGCGACUUCGCAAAGAUGCCGUCACCAGCAAAAUGGACCAGCGCUCCAUCAACCGCAUCCUCGGAGAGAACUCAGGCAGCGAUGAGAUUCAGCAGUUGCAAAAGGCUCUGCUGAAUUACCUGGAUGAGAAUGUGGAGACUGACCCAUUUCUCUUGUUUGCAAGGAAGUUUUACCUUGCGCAGUGGUACAGGGACACCAGCACUGAGACUGAGAAAGCCAUGAAAUCUCAGAGGGACGACGAUUCGUCUGAUGGGCCUCACCACGCUAAAGACGUCGAGACCACUAGUGAGAUCUUGCAGAAAGCUGAAGCUCGCAAGAAGUUCCUCCGGUCUGUUAUUAAGACCACGGCAUCGAAAUUCAGCUCACUGAGAGUAAACUCGGAUACUGUGGACUAUGAGGACUCGUGUCUCAUUGUGCGAUAUCUGGCCUCCAUGAGGCCGUUUGCACAGAGCUUUGAUAUUUAUCUCACACAGAUCUUGAGAGUUCUCGGUGAAAGUGCCAUUGCAGUGAGAACUAAAGCGAUGAAGUGUCUUUCUGAAGUGGUGGCAGUGGAUCCCAGUAUUCUUGCGCGGCUGGACAUGCAGCGGGGCGUCCAUGGGCGAUUGAUGGACAACUCCACCAGUGUGAGAGAAGCUGCAGUCGAGCUGCUGGGACGCUUCGUUCUGAGCCGACCGCAGCUCACUGAACAGUAUUACGACAUGCUGAUCGAGCGCAUCCUGGACACGGGCAUCAGCGUGAGGAAAAGAGUUAUUAAAAUCCUGCGAGACAUCUGUCUGGAGCAGCCCACCUUCAACAAGGUCACGGAAAUGUGUGUGAAGAUGAUCAGGAGGGUCAAUGACGAAGAAGGCAUCAAGAAAUUGGUGAAUGAAACGUUUCAGAAGCUCUGGUUCACUCCUACGCCCAAUCACGAUAAAGAGGCCAUGACGCGCAAGAUUCUCAACAUCACAGACGUGGUCGCUGCCUGCAGGGACUCCGGUUACGACUGGUUCGAGCAGCUGCUUCAGAAUCUGUUAAAAUCAGAGGAGGACGCCUCAUACAAACCGGCCAGGAAGGCUUGUGCUCAGCUGGUGGACAGUCUUGUGGAGCACAUUCUGAAAUAUGAGGAGUCUCUCGCUGACUGUGAGAAUAAGGGGUUGACGUCCAGUCGCUUAGUGGCCUGUAUCACCACGCUGUACCUGUUCAGCAAAAUCCGACCGCAUCUGAUGGUGAAACACGCCAUGACUAUGCAGCCCUACCUGACCACAAAGUGUAACACUCAGAGUGAUUUUAUGGUGAUCUGUAAUGUGGCGAAAAUCCUGGAGCUUGUUGUUCCUUUGAUGGACCAUCCGAGUGAAAGCUUCCUCACCACUAUCGAAGAAGACCUGAUGAAACUCAUCAUAAAAUACGGCAUGACGGUUGUGCAGCACUGUGUGAGUUGUCUUGGCGCAGUCGUCAAUAGGGUGACCCAUAACUACAAGUUUGUCUGGUCUUGUUUCAACCGCUACUAUGGAGCACUGAGCAAGCUGAAGAUGCAGCAUCAGGAGGACCCAAACAGCACCGUCCUGGUCUCUAAUAAACCUGCACUGCUGCGCUCGCUCUUCACCGUCGGUGCGCUGUGCAGACAUUUCGACUUCGACCAGGAGGAGUUCAAAGGAAGUAAUAAGGUGGUCAUAAAGGACAAGGUGCUAGAACUGCUGCUGUAUUUCACUAAGAACGAUGAUGAGGAGGUGCAAACCAAAGCCAUCAUUGGUCUAGGGUUUCUGUUCAUCCAGGACCCAGGACUCAUGUUUGUUACAGAGGUGAAAAACCUCUACAACACCCUCUUGGCCGACAGGAAGACAUCAGUGAAUCUGAAGAUUCAGGUGUUGAAGAACCUGCAGACAUACCUGCAGGAGGAGGAUUCCCGAAUGCAGGAGGCCGACAGAGAGUGGAACAAAUUGUCCAAGAAGGAGGACCUGAAGGAAAUGGGCGACAUCUCGUCCGGCAUGAGCAGCUCCAUCAUGCAGCUCUACCUCAAGCAGGUGCUGGAGGCUUUCUUCCACACGCAAUCCAGCGUCAGACACUACGCCCUCAACGUCAUCGCCCUAACACUUAAUCAGGGGCUCAUUCACCCUGUACAGUGUGUCCCAUAUUUGAUUGCGAUGGGAACCGAUUCAGAGCCCACAAUGAGGAAUAAAGCUGAUCAACAGUUGGUGGAGAUUGACAAGAAGUACACAGGCUUCAUUCAUAUGAAGGCUGUGGCGGGGAUGAAGAUGUCAUAUCAGGUGCAGCAGGCCAUCGUGGGCUCGAAGGACACUGUGAUCAGGGGUUUCCGGCUGGACGAGAGCAGCACAGCUCUGUGUUCACAUCUGUACACGAUGGUGCGUGGAAACAGGCAACACCGCAGGGCUUUCCUCAUCUCACUGCUCAACCUGUUCGACGACAACACGAAGUCGGAUGUGAACAUGCUGCUGUACAUCGCAGACAAUCUGGCCAGUUUCCCCUAUCAGACUCAGGAGGAGCCGAUGUUCAUCAUGCAUCAUGUGGACAUUACACUGUCUGUGUCCGGCAGUAACCUGCUGCAGUCCUUCAAAGAGUCUCUCCUGAAAGAGCCGAGGAAAGUGGAGGUGGUGAAAAAGAAGAAAAAGAAGAAGAAGAAGAAGAAGCAGAAGCAGAAGCGAGGGAAGAAGUACGGCUCUGAGGAAGAGGAUGAGAGCAGUAGGAGUAGCAGCAGCAGUAGCAGCAGCAGCAGCAGCAGCAGUGACAGUGACAGCUCUGAAGAGGAAGUUAUUCAUCGGCGGAAGAAACCCAGACGGACCACCGCAAACUCCGAUUCCGAUUCUGACCUGGACGUGGAGGAUGUUGAUAAAGUGAUGUUGCGGCUGCCAGACAACCCAGAACCCCUGCUGGACUUCGCCAACGCGUCUCAGGGCAUCCUCCUGCUCUUGAUGCUCAAACAGCACCUCAAAAACCUCUAUGGCUUCUCUGACAGUAAAAUUCAGAAGUACUCGCCUACAGAAUCUGCAAAGAUUUAUGACAAGGCUGUAAACAGGAAAGCCAACGUGCAUUUCAACCCACGGCAGACGCUAGACUACCUGACCAACAGUCUGUCCAAUGCAGAUCUCAGCAACGAUGUCAAGAGGAGAGUCGUCAGACAGUAUUUAGAUUUUAAGGUACUGAUGGAGCACUUGGACCCGGAUGAGGAAGAAGAAGAGGGAGAGGCUUCAGCCAGUUCACACGCCAGAAAUAAAGCCAUCAAUGCUCUGCUAGGAGGCUCCAGUCCCAAGAAUAAUGCUGCUGAAUCGUACGACGACGACAGUGAAGUGGAAGAAAAGACUCCUGGGUCCUCCCGGAAGUCAAGGAGAACCGGAGAUUCGGCGGAGGCAUCAGGACACAGGAACGAAACCGUGGAAGCCACGGACGUCAUCGCUCUGUGCUGCCCUAAAUAUAAGGACCGGCCGCAGAUCGCACGCGUUAUUCAGAAGACCAGCAAAGGAUACAGCAUUCACUGGAUGGCCGGAUCCUACUCCGGCACCUGGGCCGAGGCCAAGAAACGAGACGGACGCAAACUGGUGCCUUGGGUGGACACUAUAAAGGAGUCUGACAUUAUUUACAAGAAAAUUGCCUUGACGAGCGCACACAAACUGAGCAACAAAGUGGUGCAGACUUUACGUUCACUGUACGCAGCCAAGGAAGGAUCUUCCAGCUAAUUAAACCUGUAAUAACUCUGGAACUGUUACACCCAGUAAACUCUCAGCAGCCAAACUUCAUCAGGAUUCAACGUUUUGUAAAGUCGGAGAUACUACAGACUCGCAGGUUUUAAGAUCCCACGCGGUAUUAAGGAAGUGUUGGUUUGUUCAGAUGUGAAUCCUGUACAUCUUUUUAAGUUAAACGGAGCUCCUUCGCUGUUGUGCAGCAAAACCUGGUUGUUUGAAAUAUUUUUUCCUCCCCCUUCACUGUAUCAUAGUUUAACACACAAAAACGCAAACAAAAAAUGUUUAUAUCUCUGACGAAAAAAAGAAAAAAAAGUCUGUUUAAAGAAAUAAACCUAAAGUGAAUGUUGGAAAUUAGUCUGUUGAUGUUCUUAAUAAAAGUGACCUUGGAGUUUAACCUAGCGCCGGAUGGAUUUCUUUAGCUUAGCUCAGUUUUCCAGGGAAAUAAACGUUGAAACAUCUCCUCUGCUUUAUGUUUGACUUCUUUUGUGCUGUAAAAUGGAGUCUCCUGGACAUAAUUUAUUCAGUUUGAAAGCAGAGCAUGCAGUAUCUGUCGCCAACAUGGACGGGAGGGAUCCUUUUGUAAAUGUAGAUUUUGAUGUAUUGGGUCAGGGGUCGGGUCUCUACACCCCACAGCGGGACACGGGGGACCCCAGCAUGUGUGGAGGAGCAAAUACUGCAAUAAAUUUUUUACUUCUCUUUCU
Danio rerio (zebrafish) is the source of this 4669-nucleotide messenger RNA. It is a transcript of the gene nipblb, whose product is annotated as NIPBL cohesin loading factor b. Gene Ontology annotation, biological process: chromatin looping; heart jogging; digestive tract development. Gene Ontology annotation, cellular component: nucleus. Lineage: Eukaryota; Metazoa; Chordata; Actinopteri; Cypriniformes; Danionidae. Gene Ontology annotation, molecular function: cohesin loader activity; chromatin loop anchoring activity. The record is from RefSeq and is marked validated.